Messenger RNA from Nycticebus coucang (slow loris), 315 nucleotides. RefSeq lists its product as uncharacterized. Gene Ontology annotation, biological process: nucleosome assembly. The transcript has a single exon. The record is from RefSeq and is a predicted model, not a curated record. NCBI's taxonomy places the organism in Eukaryota, Metazoa, Chordata, Mammalia, Primates, Lorisidae. Gene Ontology annotation, cellular component: nucleosome. Gene Ontology annotation, molecular function: protein heterodimerization activity; DNA binding; structural constituent of chromatin. The coding region runs from base 4 to 315 and encodes 103 amino acids.
ACCAUGUCCGGCCGCGGCAAGGGCGGGAUUGGCCUUGGAAAAGGUGGAGCCAAGCGGCACCAUAAAAUUCUUCGCAACAACAUACAAGGUAUCACUAAACCCGACAUCCGGCGACUGGCACGCCGCGGCGGAGUGAAACGUCUGUCCGCUCUCAUCUAUGAAGAAGUCCGCGCAGCGCUUAAAGUGUAUCUUGAGGCUGUGAUCAUGGUCGCGGUGACUUAUACUGAACACGCCAAGAGGAAGACAGUUUCCGCAAUGGAUAUCGUGUACGCUCUGAAACACCGGGGGUGUACUUUGUAUGGUUUCGGUGGCUAA